Neofelis nebulosa (Clouded leopard) is the source of this 1058-nucleotide messenger RNA. It is a transcript of the gene NPW, whose product is annotated as neuropeptide W. The transcript is spliced from 3 exons. Gene Ontology annotation, biological process: feeding behavior; G protein-coupled receptor signaling pathway. Bases 212 to 988 code for a protein of 258 amino acids. NCBI's taxonomy places the organism in Eukaryota, Metazoa, Chordata, Mammalia, Carnivora, Felidae. Gene Ontology annotation, molecular function: G protein-coupled receptor binding. The record is from RefSeq and is a predicted model, not a curated record.
GCGGCCUGGCUCCCGGCGGGCCCGCCCCUUCCGGGACGACGUCAGCGCCCCGCCCAGCAACGGGCCCGCCCGGCGGAAGCGCGCGCUGCGACUUCCGCCCCAGCGAGGGGCGACGGCUAGAGCCUGGCUGCGCAAGGGCUCCGUGGCCAGAGCUCUUCGCGCGGGGACAGGCAGCGCCGCCGGACGGGUGCGAGUGUCCGAGCGACCCCGGAUGACGCUCAGUCCCGGGCCUCUCUUCUCCCUCCUUUGGGAGCCCAGCGGGUACCGCCGGGACGAGCAGGGGCGGGGCCCACGAGCGGUUAUAGUCGGAUCCACGGCGCUCCGGCUCCCUCCCCGACGCCGCCGCAGUCCCGCAGGGCGCCGAGACCCGGUUGCGUUAGUUCCUGGCCUGCCCCGCCGGGCGGCCGUGCACGUGAGCAUCCUGGCGCGGGGCACGGGGGUGCGGGGCCCUGCGGGCCGGCCGGUGCUCGCAUUGUUGCUGCUGCUGCUGCUGCUGUCGUCGCUGCCCGCUGGCGCCUGGUACAAGCACGUGGCGAGUCCCCGCUACCACACGGUGGGCCGCGCCGCGGGCUUGCUCAUGGGGCUGCGCCGCUCGCCCUACAUGCAUCGCCGCGCGCUGCGCCUCGCUGCCGGACCCGUUGCCUCGGACACCCAGGGCCUGGGCGCGUCCCCCCAGGAGCCAUCUGCCAGAGACACCCUCCGUCCGGCGCCCGUCCCCCGAGGUGCUCUUCUGCUGCCCUCUGGGGUUCGGGAACUGUUGGAGACCGGAAGGCACUCGCGCGCAGGGCUCCGGGUCAGUGCGCCUUGGAGCUGGCGCCUCCCGGAUCUCGCGCCGGAACUGGAGCCAGGGCUCCUCCGCGGAGCAGGCCAGAGCCUUUGGAGAGUCUCCUGUUCAGCCACGGUCUGCCCAGAGAACCGCGUUCGCCGGACCCCACCUCUCCAGGGCUAUCCUGAGCGCAGCCCCUGCUGGCAAUGCCCUUUCUCCUGACCCAGGCAGAAUAGAUUAGUUCUCUAGGGUUUACAGCGACUGGUCAAUAAAUUUGCCUGGUUCAUGUGUC